Molecule: messenger RNA, 2490 nt
Organism: Gastrolobium bilobum
Lineage: Eukaryota; Viridiplantae; Streptophyta; Magnoliopsida; Fabales; Fabaceae
Product: protein FAR1-RELATED SEQUENCE 6-like
Exons: 2
Coding region: 181-2247 (688 amino acids)
Biological process (GO): regulation of DNA-templated transcription
Molecular function (GO): zinc ion binding
Source: RefSeq, a predicted model, not a curated record
UUUUCCCAAGUUGCUCCGCCGUAAAACACCGUCGCCGGAGGCGGAGAAAAAGAGAGUGUGUGACGAUUAAUCAUAUCAAGUGUUGCAAUAGCAUCAUACGUACCUGAACUAUCUCAAUUCGCACUAGGGCACAGAAAACGAGGGUUUUUGCAGCUAAAUUUAGUUGAUUUUGUCACGGUAAUGGAAGACCACUGCGAUUCACUUAGUCCAUUAGAUAUCGGUGCAGAUAGGUGUGAAGAAGAGUUGAGGCGUCAUUCAGCAAUGGAGUGCAGACCUGAGAUCCAUAAUUCAGAUGAGUAUGAUGUUGUUCCUACACCACAGGAUGGGAUGGUAUUUAGUUCGGAGGAUGAGGUGAGAUCGUAUUAUACAAAAUAUGCCAACCAAGAAGGUUUUGGUAUCAUGACAAGAACAUCAAAAAAGGUUGGGAAUGGUAAGGUUGGAUAUUUUAUACUUGCAUGUUCCAGAGAAGGAAAUAGAAGAACCAGUAAAAAAAAUCCCAUCAGAAAUUGUCCAUCAAGGAAACAGAAGUGUGAAGCCAGGAUCAGUGUUUAUUUAUGUAAAGAUGGAGCCUACGGAAUUAAAUCAGUUACGCUUAAUCACAAUCAUGAAUUGAGUCCCGGUCAAGUCAAGUCUAGAAAUAAUGUUGAUAUUAACAUGAGGUUGAAAAGGACAUUAGAUCCAAAUGAUCAAGAUGAGGAAAAAGUAAAGAAGAGUUUCCGGUCUCUUGUGGUUGAAGCUAAGGUCCAUGAAAAUUUGGCAGUUUAUGAAAAUGGUUUCGGAAAUUACAUUCAGAAAGAAAAACGACUUAUCGGGAAGGAUGGAGAUGGUUAUGCGCUUUAUAAGUAUUUUAUGUGGAUGCAAGAACAAGAUAGCAAUUUUUUUUAUGUGAUUGACUUUGAUGAUUGCUUCUGUAUGCGGAGUGUUUUUUGGGCUGAUGCAAGAAGUAGAGCUGCAUACAAAUCAUUUGGUGAUGUGGUGAAAUUCGAUACUACUUAUCUCUCUAAUCAAUACAAAGUGCCUCUUGCAUCCUUUGUUGGAGUUAACCAUCAUGGACAAUCUAUACUUUUUGGUAUUGGGUUGUUGUCUAGCCAAGACACACAGUCAUUUGUUUGGUUGUUUCAGUCCUGGCUAGUUUGCAUGUCUGGCAUUCCCCCCAAAGGUAUCAUAACAGAUCAAUGCAAGCCCAUGCAGAAUGCAAUCGGAGUUGUAUUCCCCUCCACUCGACAUUCUUGGUGUUCAUCAGAUAUUAUGAAAAAGCUUCCUCAGAAUAUAGGGGGAUAUGCUGAGUACAAGUCCAUAAGUUACCAUUUGCAGAAUGCUGUAUAUGACACAUUCACUACAAAUGAAUUUGAAAUGGUUUGGAAGAAGAUUAUGGAGGAAUAUGGCCUAGAGGACAAUAAAUGGUUGAAGGAUUUGUUCCUUGAAAGACAUAUCUGGGUUCCUGCCUUUGUAAGAUAUAGCUUUUGGGCUGGAAUGUCUACAACCCAACGUGGCGAAAGUAAGCAUGCUUUUUUUGAUGGAUUCUUAAAUGGCCAAACAACUUUGAAACAAUUUGUUGAUAAAUAUGAUAUUGCAUUGCAAGCCAAAGCAGAGAGAGAGUUUGAAGCUGAUUUCCGUUCAGUUUGUAGCUCUCUUGCAUGUGCUACCAAGUCUCCAUUUGAGCGGCAGUUCCAAUCUGCAUACACUCAUGCAAAAUUUCUAGAGGUUCGGAAAGAAUUUGUAGGAAAGGCUGAUUGUAAUGUUUGUGUUGCCCAUGAUGAAGGUUCUAUUUGUCGCUAUAAUGUCAUUGAAGAUGUGAUGAUGGGGGAUAAACCCAAGGAAGCCAUGUUUGAAGUCACAUUUGACAGGGUUAACUGUGAUGUAAAGUGUAUGUGCAAUAUGUUUGACUGUAGAGGUAUACUUUGUAGGCACUCACUUGCUAUACUCUCUCAUGAGAGAGUAAAGGACAUCCCUUGUAAAUAUAUCUUGGAUAGAUGGAGGAAAGAUUUAAAGAGGAGGCACACAUAUGCAAAGACCAGCUACGCUGCUAAGCAGCUUCAACCUCAGAUGCAAAGGUUUGAUUUAUUGUGCAAGCAAUUUGAUAGUGUUGCUGAAGUUGCUUCUGAAUUUGAGGAAACAAGUUCUUUUGUAAAGAAUUGCAUCUGUGACUUGAAAGAGAAGUUGGAAGCAUGGACAACCCGUUUGAGAAACUCAUCAGAGGUGGCAGUACCUAUAAGCUGUGCAAUUGAAAGUUACAUGAAUGACUAGCGAGAAAACUGUCAUUUUAUUAACUGCAAACGACCAGCAACACUUAAACCACUUCGGUUGACAAGCUUAAUGCUAAGGACAAAUGUAUAGGUUAGGAAAAUCAGGCUUCAGCAAAUAUAAAUUUAGUUACAUAUGUUUCAGCCCAAAAUGGUAUUCUUGAUCAAUUACACCUCUAAACAACACAAGACUGGAAAUUGUUUUGCACCAUGAAGCGCGUUUAGAGGAAGUAUUUUUACCCUUAAA